GAUUUAAAUCCCCCUUUAAUCACGCACCUAAAAUCUCUUCAGUUUCUCACUCUCCGCAUCUUUUUUCUUUCUUUUUUUUUUUGCUCUCAUCACCGCCGGGAAAAAAAAAUCCCGCCGGAGAAAAAUGUCAGAAGAUUUCGCAAUUCGAGUGGAGCAAGGUCUUAAGCUCGCAAGACGGAUUUACUACGGCAAAGGCAUCACUCCUCCUGCAGUCCCGGAUCCUCCUCAGUCAUCGCCGGAGAAUUUUCUUCCGACGGCGAUUACGGCCUAUGCUUCAAUCACAGAUCCGGUGGCGGUGGAUAACGCCGACGUGCCUAGCUACCAGCCGUACGUGCACGCACGUUGCGAUCCGUCGGCGCUCGUGCCGCUUCAGAUGCUCGGGAUAGAGAUGAGAGUAGAGUGCUGGCUCGACACGGCGAUAGUCACCGUCACCGGACGGUGGCGCGUGCACUGCGUUAUGCCUAGCAAACGCUUUGACUGCUGCGUCGCUGUUCCCAUGGGGGAGAAGGGUUCACUUCUGGAAGCUCAGAUUGAUGUUCCGAGCAAUGAGAAAUCUUACUUGACCAAACUAGUUACAGAGGAAGAAACCUCUGAUUUUGAUAAUGUUCACAGAGACAAAGAUUCACGUUUCUUGAAAUCUUCAAUCUUUACUUUCAAGAUCCCACAUGUUGAUGGAGGAUCCAUCUUUUCGGUUAAUGUGAAAUGGUCUCAGAAAUUGGUCUACAAAGACGGCAAGUUUCAUCUGAAUAUACCUUUUAGAUUCCCUGCUUAUGUGACCCCUGUAGGGAAAGAGAUCACUAAACGAGAAAAGAUUGAGUUAAACAUGAAUUCUUGUGUUAAUGGCGGCGAAAUAGCUUGCAGUUACUCAAGCCAUCCUUUGAAGGUGCUUCGCCGUGAAGCUGGUAUGUUAAACUGUGAGUACGAAGCUGAAGUACCAUCUUGGUCAAGGGUUGACUUUAGUGUUUCAUUCAAUAUUGAUGAUAUCAGGAUCCUUCCACAGGUUUCCUCUGGUGAUCUUAGUGGCCAUGUUUUGGUCAAGUCUCCAUCACCGUGGGAUCCAGAUGAAAGGGGAAUGUUCUGUUUGUAUCUUUUCCCUGGAACCACCAAGCAUAAGCAGAUCUUCAAGCGAAGAGUCGUGUUUGUGAUCGACAUAAGUGGAAGCAUGAAAUGGAAGCCGCUCGAGGAUGUAAAGAAGGCGCUAUUAGAGUCUUUGGCGAAGCUAGAAGCUGAAGACGUUUUCAACAUAAUCGCCUUCAAUGACGACAUUCUAGAGUUCUCAACUUCAAUGGAGUUUGCAACAGAUGAAACUAUCUCUUCUGUGACUGAAUGGCUCGAUAGUAAUCUAAUCGCAAGUGGUGGAACAAACAUGCUACUUCCACUCCAACAGGCAAUGAAGCUUCUUGAAGGAAGCAAGAAUGGAGUUCCUCUUGUAUACCUUGUCACUGAUGGAUCUGUUGACAAUGAGAGAGAGAUAUGUAAUGCCAUGAAAGAAUGUUGUAGCAGAAACGGAAAAUCGAUUUCUCCUCGGAUAUCAACCUUUGGCAUUGGUUCGUUUUGCAACCAUUACUUCUUGCAAAUGCUAGCGCGGAUAGGGAAUGGUUACUAUGAUGGCACGAACAAUACAGAUUCAUUCGAGCAUCAGAUGAGUAGACUAUUCGAUUCAGCUUCUUCAACGAUUGUAGCCAAUACCACUUUCGAUGCUCUUAAACUACUCCGUUCAGUCGAGCUGUUUCCUUCUAAGGUUCCAGACAUUACGCUGGGCCAACCAUUGAUCUUGUCUGGAAGAUACAAAGGAGAGUUCCCAGAUGAAGUUGAACUCAGAGGCACAUUGGCUGAUAUGAGCUGUUUCACAAUUGAGUUAACAGUGCAGAAAGCUAAGGACAUUCCUCUAGAUAAGGUUAUUGCAAGGAGACAAAUCGAUGAACUCACUGCUCGAGCAUGGUACGAAGACAAGAAAGAGCUAGAAGAGAAGGUCACGAGACUGAGUAUACAAACAGGGUUUCCUAGUGAGUACACGCAAAUGGUUCUAUCACUCAAACAAAACGAGGAAGAGAAGACUAUGGAGAGACCAGUUUCAAUCAAAGAGAUUCUCAGGAACCCAUCGUACCAAAUCCACAAACAGAUGCAAAGGAACAGCGAGAGGACGAGUUUGCUUGGGAAGCAAGGGUUUGGGUUCGGUAACGUGUUGGCGACGUUAAAGAACGUGCCGCCGUGGAUGGAGGAGCCCAAGGAGCCGGAAGGAACUGAGAUUCUGAUAAGAGCGGCGUCGGGAGUGGUGGAUCGCGUUUGCUGUAUGUGUUGCUUGCGGUGCCUUUCGAGGGUUAGUGAUCAGUGCACAAUCGUCUUCUCACAGCUUUGUGCAGCAUUGGCUUGUUUCCAGUGUAUUGGUUGCUGUUUCGAAGUCUGUGGCUGUCUUGAUCUCUAAUAAAAUCCAGGACAUUGUAUUGUGUAACUUGUAAUAGACACAAAAUAAAAUCAAGGAAAUGUAAAUCAAAUAAUGGAUUUACUUUCUUGAGGCAAAAAAAAAAAGUGAAAAUAAUACAACUAUAAUGUGUAAUUAACAUUGGAAUUCUGAUGUAAGCCAAGUUUGAAAAUACAAGACUAAUGGAGUUGACUAGUAAAUAUACAGUUCUUG
Thlaspi arvense is the source of this 2635-nucleotide messenger RNA. The record is from the annotation of a GenBank genome assembly. NCBI's taxonomy places the organism in Eukaryota, Viridiplantae, Streptophyta, Magnoliopsida, Brassicales, Brassicaceae.